Messenger RNA from Anoplophora glabripennis (Asian longhorned beetle), 2214 nucleotides. Its product is annotated as tensin-4. Lineage: Eukaryota; Metazoa; Arthropoda; Insecta; Coleoptera; Cerambycidae. The record is from RefSeq and is a predicted model, not a curated record. The transcript is spliced from 5 exons. Bases 144 to 1565 code for a protein of 473 amino acids.
CCGAAUCGACCACGUAACCCAGACGCUCGCGCCUUAACACACAUAGAGAAGGGAAAAAACGCGUUUGUGACAGUGAUGCGUGUGUGCAACACCUAGUGAAUCCUCUCAGGGUGGCGUCCCAAAACCGCGUCGUGCAUGUGAAUAUGGGGAGACUGAGCAAAAGUACUCCAUCUGUUAGAGUGAAUUACAGAAAGUUAGUGGACGAGCUGGGCGGCAGUUGUGACAGUUUGAAAAUUAUGCCAGCUUUGCCGGACUACUUCUCCUACUGCUGUCAUCACUGCGGGCACACUCAAAAACUCCAGGCCGAGGAGCUGAACUCGAUAGUUGGAAAUGCAUUUAAGAUGGCUUACGCGGCGCAGCUGCAAAAACAGUCCAGCUUUCAAGACGUAAUUGCCUCCCAAUUGGAUCAAACUCAAACGGAUAAAGUACUUUGGACGAAGGAACUCUCAGCCGCCUUAAAGAAAGACAAAUCCCCCAACAAGAACAAUCAGCACCAGCCCACCGAUAUGGACGUGCAGCUCUCCAACCCCGACCCCUCCACGUUGCGCCUAGCGCCCCCAUCCACCAUUCCCGGCCUGAAGCCCGUUCACACGCACAAGUACAACGUCCUGGGGCCCACCGCCGAGAAGGUGAGUUCGCAACAAUCCACCCCCAGCAGCGACGAAAGCAAUUCGCCCACCGAGAUGAACUCGUACAAAAAGAUGGCGGAGAAACCGCCUCUGAUCAAGAGGAUCGCCAUGGGGCUCACAGGGAACGCCAACCACAACGACGAGGAUAGCUGUCCCUUGGUCAGCGACGGCAACACUAGUAGUACACCAGGUAGCCCAACAAACAGACCCCUCUCCGGCGGUUACGUGAACGAAACCGAAGAGUCGAAGAACAAAUCCAACAACAGCGUGGACAACCUCAAGAACGAGGUGGUAGAGAACAACUCCAACCUAACCAAACACAUAGAAAUAGACAACACCCUACUGAACGCAAAACCAGAGAAGGAAUUCAAGUGCAAACGGAUAUCCCAGAUCAGCUCGAGCAGCUCCAGCUCGGGUCCGCAAACCGGCACGGAAAACACGCUCAUCGGCUUUACCCCCACCCCGCCGCCCCUGCCGGAACGGACCGAUUCGCUGAACAACAGGGAGGAAGGGGAACUAAGAAUAGCGCCGUGGUUUCAAGCUGGGAUUCCCAGGGAGAUAGCGCUGGAAAUCCUGGCCCAGGAGCCAGUGGGCGCUUUCAUGGUGAGGGAGAGUACCAGCAAGCCUGGGUGUUUCGCUUUAUCCCUCAGGGUGCCCAGAAGUUUCCAACCUACUGGAAUCGCGCAUUACCUCAUUGUGAGAGCAAACAAGGGCUAUAAAAUUAAGGGCUUCACUAAGGAAUUCACAUCACUAACUUCUUUAAUAACGCACCACUCAGUUAUGCCAGAACUGCUGCCGUGCCCACUUUCCCUCAGUCGAUACCAUCCUAGUUUUGUGAAAACCGAUUCCAAGAGGGACUUCGCCGAUAUAGACUUGGAUCCGGAUUACAACACACUGGCUGAUUUUAGAAAAAUGAUGGCAGACCUGAAUGUGUAGAACUAUUCCGAACGUAGUGUUGAAAAUUAACAAUAAUAACCCACUUGCUUAAUUUAAGCCGGUGUAAAGACAAUUAUCGUGUACAUAAGUAACUAACAGUGAACUAGUCGUUUUUAAUAUAUGAAAUAUGUGAAAGAAAAGACGCAAAUCUUUGUGUACCUUGUGAUACCUUAGAAAAACUUCUUGACGAGAAGUGCUAGAAUUUUCCACAGUUUAUACAAUUUAUCUUGAGUGUUUAUAAAAACUUUUCAUUUUAGUUAUGAAAUUGAAAUUGUUUGUUGCUACAAAAAAAUUUUUGAGGAGGUGACACAUAAUUCCUACUUUACAAAUAUAAAUCGCUAUUAUAGACCUCCUCUUAAGUUUUUCUUAGUAAUUUAUAUUGCUAAUAAUUAUCAUCAGCUUCUGGUAGAGGUAGCGGACUUAUUUUCAAAUAUUUUUGCUUAUUUUCUUCAGUGAUUUGUUGGACCAAUGAAAAACCUGUUAUUAAAUGUUGUAAAUUAUUUAAAGUGACCUAGUCUUUAUGUGCAUCAAAUUUUUUGUAAAUAUUUAUAUAUAAAAAUUUUCGAGUUUUCGAUACGUAUAUUUUUACGAAUAAUUGUUAAAAGUCAAUUGUUGUAAAAACUUUGUAACUUGUUAUCAUAAUAUUAAA